GGCGGGCCCGGAGGAAGUGCGCCUAGCGCAAGGCAUUCUGGAUCCGGAAGUGGGGCGCACGCUGCGGGUUGGCAAUCAUGGCAGCGGCGCGGGGCAGCAAGCGGCGCCUGGCCGAGCUGACGGUGGACGAGUUCCUGGCCUCAGGCUUUGAUUCCGAGUCUGAAUCCGAGCCCGAAGGGGCCCCCGAGGCGGGGACGCGGGCGGCUCCCGGCAGCGCGCGGAGCACGGUCGGGCCAGGAGGGAACACCUCGGCCAGCUGUCGUAAAGGCCGCGCAUCAGAGCACAAGGACCAGCUUUCUCGGCUGAAGGACAGAGACCCUGAGUUCUACAAGUUCCUGCAGGAGAACGACCAGAGCCUGCUGGACUUCAGUGACUCGGACAGCUCCGAGGAUGAGCAGGAGCAGUGCCACUCCCUGCCCAGCACGCUGGAAGAAGCAAGUGAGGAGGAAGACGACGACCAGGAUGGUGUCUCCAGGGGCCAGACGGGGAAGAGGAGGGCUUCCGCGCCCGUGACCCUCGCCAUGGUUGAGAGGUGGAAGCAGGCGGCAAAACAGCACCCCACUCUGAAGCUGUUUCACGAAGUCGUGCAGGCCUUCCGAGCAGCCGUGGCCACCACCCGAGGAGACCAGGAAGGUGCCGAGGCCAGCAAAUUCCAGGUCACGGACAGUGCCGUGUUCAAUGCUCUUGUCACCUUCUGCGUCAGAGACCUCUUUGGCUGCCUCCACAAGCUGCUAUUUGGAAGCGCCCCAAAAGACAGUAGCAGGGCGCUGCCGCCGUCCAGCAGCCCGCUGUGGGGGAAGCUCCGGCAAGAUGUCAAGGCUUACCUGAGCUCGGUCAUACAGCUGGUGGCCUGUGUGGCGGAGGCGACAGUGGCGGCAGCCCUCCUUCAGCACGUGGGCAGCGCUGUGCCCUACUUCCUGACCUUCCCCAAGCAGUGCCGCAUGCUGCUCAAGAGGAUGGUGGCCCUGUGGAGCACGGGUGAGGAGUCACUUCGGGUGCUGGCCUUCCUGGUCCUCGUCAGAGUCUGCCGGCACAAGAAGGAUGCCUUCCUGAGCCCUGUUCUCAAGCAAAUGUACGUCACAUACGUGAGGAACUGCAAGUUCACCUCCCCCAGCGCCCUGCCCCUCAUCAGCUUCAUGCAGCGGACCCUGACUGAGCUGCUGGCCCUGGACACCAGCGUCGCCUACCAGCAUGCCUUCCUCUACAUCCGCCAGCUUGCCAUCCACCUGCGCAAUGCCAUGACCACUCGCAAGAAGGAGACCUACCAGUCGGUGUACAACUGGCAGUUCGUGCAUUGCCUCCACCUGUGGUGCCGCGUGCUCAGCACUAUCUGCCCCAGCGGAGCCCUCCGGCCCUUGAUCUACCCCCUCUCCCAAGUUGUCAUCGGCUGCAUCAAGCUGGUCCCCACCGCACGCUUCUACCCGCUGCGCAUGCACUGCGUGCGCGCCCUGACCCUGCUCUCGGAGAGCACCGGCGCCUUCGUCCCCGUGCUGCCCUUCAUCCUGGAGGUUUUCCAGCAGGUUGACUUCAACAGGAGGCCGGGACGCAUGAGCUCCAAGCCCAUCAACUUCGCAGUGAUCCUGAAGCUUUCCAAGGUCAACCUGCAGGAGAAGGCUUACCGGGAUGGCCUGGUGGAGCAGCUGUAUGACCUCACCCUGGAGUACCUGCACAGCCAGGCCCACAGCAUCGCAUUCCCCGAGCUGGCCCUCCCCGCCGUCCUGCAGCUGAAAUCCUUCCUCCGGGAGUGCAAGGUGGCCAACUACUGCCGGCAGGUGCGCCAGCUGCUGGAGAAGGUGCAGGACAAUGCGGACUACAUCUGCAGCCACCGCCAGAGGGCCUCCUUCGGCGUGUCCAGCCUGCAGGCCGUGGAUUCCUGGGAGAAGCAGACCCGAGAGCAGGGGACUCCGCUCACCAAGUACUACAGCCAGUGGCGGAAGCUGAGGGACCGGGAGAUCCAGCUAGAGAUCAGUGGCAAAGAACGGCUGGAAGACGUGGACUUCCCAGAAAUAAAGCGGCGGAAGCUGGGAGAGAGGAAGGACGAGGACAGGGUGGAGUUCAAGGACCUCUUUGAUCUGGACAGUGAUGAGGAUGACGCCGGGGACCUCUCAGAGAGAGGUACACCUGGGUCCCCUGGAACUCCGCAGAGGGAGGAGAAUGAGGAUGGCAGCAGUGAAGGCCAAGAAGAAGGCAGUGACUCAGAGGAUGGAAGCCUGGACACAGAGGUGGGACUGGCCCCCCUAGAGCUGUGGCAGCUGGCGCAGGGGCCUGAGGACGAGCUGCAGGAUCUACAGCUCUCGGAGGAGGACUGAGCCUGCUCCUGGCCUGCAGGGCAGCCUGCUGUGUUCCCACCCUGCCAGCCACUGGCCACAGGCCUGCAGCUUCCUGGCUGGCACUGAGCCCAGAGCCCCCGAGGUCGGCACCCACGCAGGGGGAAGGACAGGUGGUGGACGGGGCUUUUAUUUUUACAACAUAAAUGACCAGAAAUUA
Molecule: messenger RNA, 2487 nt
Organism: Pteropus alecto (black flying fox)
Lineage: Eukaryota; Metazoa; Chordata; Mammalia; Chiroptera; Pteropodidae
Gene: NOC2L
Product: NOC2 like nucleolar associated transcriptional repressor
Exons: 19
Coding region: 78-2309 (743 amino acids)
Biological process (GO): negative regulation of transcription by RNA polymerase II; ribosomal large subunit biogenesis
Cellular component (GO): nucleolus; nucleoplasm; Noc2p-Noc3p complex
Molecular function (GO): histone binding; transcription corepressor activity
Source: RefSeq, a predicted model, not a curated record